This is a messenger RNA of Heterotrigona itama, 1799 nucleotides long. NCBI's taxonomy places the organism in Eukaryota, Metazoa, Arthropoda, Insecta, Hymenoptera, Apidae. The record is from the annotation of a GenBank genome assembly.
AUGACAAAAGGUAUUAUCUUAUUCGAUUACAAGUAUCAUAUAAACAUUAUUUCGCUAGGUUAAGCUAUUUAAUCUUUCUGUUAUCGUAUAUUAAUUGAAAUUAUCUAAUAUUUAUACAUUAAAUUAAUUGUAUCUUUUAGCGAUUUUUAUAAUGAUACGAUUGAAUCUGGUAUAAUGUUAUUUAAAUAUUAGAUUCAAAUGAAAUAUUCGUAGAACAAAUAGUGCAACUCAAAUUUAGAAUGUUUCAAAUAUAAAUUUAAUGAAAACAGCACCUUUUCACCAAAGUGUCUUGAAAUAAUUUUUUUAUUAAUUUAUAAUAUAAUAUAAUUUUAAUUUAUUUUAAUAUUUUAAGUGAUACUAAUAAAUAUAUAGACAUGUAUUGUUACAAAAGUAAAAAUGAACGUAGUGUAUAUUUGAUAAAACUUGAUUUAAUUAAUCUUACAUCAAAUAGUAAAAAUAAAUAAAAACUAUCAUGAUCAAUCAAGUGAAACUUUGAUAAUUUUUUAGACGAAACAUUAGAGAAAAAAUCAGUGGAGAAUAAUGACACUGAUAAAAAGACUGCGUCUGACUCUGGUCCUGAUCCAUCAGCACCAAUAACUAGAAGAGGAGUGUUAACAUCAUUCUUGACUGGCAAGCCAAUGGAAAUACCAGAACAAGAUAUUUUGGGUAAAUGCAGAUUUGUGUCAGAAUUUGAAAAAUUAAAUCGUAUAGGAGAAGGUACCUAUGGUAUUGUUUAUAGAGCAAGAGAUACUAAAAAUGAUAAAGUUGUAGCUUUGAAAAAGGUACGAAUGGAACAUGAAAAGGAUGGCCUUCCGGUCAGUGGUUUAAGAGAAAUAUCUGUUCUUUUGUCUUGUCGUCAUGAAAAUAUUGUACAUUUGAGGGAAGUGGUAGUAGGAAGAAGUUUAGAAAGCAUAUUUCUUGCUAUGGAAUAUUGCGAACAAGAUUUAGCAAGUUUAUUAGACAAUAUGCAAGCACCAUUUUCAGAAAGUCAAGUUAAAUGUAUUGUAUUACAAGUAUUAAAGGGUUUACGUUAUUUGCAUCAUAAUUUUAUUGUACACAGAGAUUUGAAAGUUUCAAAUCUCCUUAUGACGGAUAAAGGAUGUGUAAAAAUUGCUGAUUUUGGAUUGGCAAGAUGGUUUGGUUUGCCUUUAAAACCAAUGACACCAAGAGUAGUAACAUUAUGGUAUAGAGCACCAGAGUUGUUAUUACAGGCAAAAACUCAAACAACUUCUGUUGAUAUGUGGGCUGCAGGUUGCAUUUUAGGAGAACUUCUUGGACAUCGGCCUUUAUUGCCUGGACGAUCAGAAAUAGCGCAGUUAGAAUUAAUUGUUGACUUAUUAGGCACACCAAGUGAAGCAAUUUGGCCAGAGUUUAAUACACUUCCGGCAUUGCAAAAUUUUACAUUAAAACAACAACCAUAUAAUAAUUUAAAACAAAGAUUUCCAUGGUUGAGUGCUGCUGGUUUGAGAUUAUUAAAUUUCUUAUUCAUGUAUGAUCCAAAGAAAAGAGCUACUGCAGAAGAAUGUCUACAAAGUAGCUAUUUUAAAGAAGCUCCUUUACCGUGCGAUCCCAAACUUAUGCCUACUUUUCCACAACAUAGAAAUAUGAAAAAAACUGCACCUCCAAAAGAGACUAGGGAACCAGAGACAAAUGUUACAGAUCAAACUAAUAAUUUGCCUGCAAUUUCAGAUCUUGUAAGAUCAUUAUAUAUUUCAUUAUGUAUUAAAAAGACAUCCUAAAAUUAAAAUUAAUAUUUUUUUCAGCUUGGUUCACUUGUUAAGAAAAGGCGAGUGGAAUGA